AGAGAUAUAGUAUACUAUCAAUGAAGUAAUAUAUGUGGUUUGAAACUAGUUGGAUCCACGAAUGCUUUAGUUUGUUGUGAUCUUGAAAAGCAAAGAAAUUAAUGAAAGAAACAAUAAGGUACUUAGCAGGCAUUGCAGGGCCUAGUGGUUUUGGCUCAAAUUCAACUGCAGAGCAAGUCACUCAAGAUUGUUCUUUCCUCCCUCCAAAUCUAACUGCUCUCAUCACUGGUGCCACUUCAGGUAUUGGAGCUGAAACGGCUAGGGUGUUAGCAAAGAGAGGAGUGAGAGUUGUGGUUGGUGCUAGGGACUUGAAAAAGGGUUGUGAAGUUAGAGAGAAAAUCCAAAAGGAGAGUCCUAAUGCAGAGAUUAUUCUAUUGGAAAUUGAUCUUAGCUCUCUUGCUUCUGUACAAAGAUUUUGUUCAGAGUUUUUAGCUUUAGAAUUGCCUCUUAAUAUUCUCAUAAAUAAUGCAGGAGUAUACUCUCAGAACAUUGAAUUCUCUGAAGAGAAAAUUGAAAUGACAUUUGCUACAAAUUACUUAGGACAUUUUUUGUUAACAAAAAUGCUACUAGAGAAAAUGAUAGAUACUGCAAACAAGACAGGGAUUCAAGGAAGAAUAAUAAAUGUUUCUUCGGUAAUUCAUAGCUGGGUGAAAAGAACUUGCUUUUGUUUCAAAGACAUGCUCAAUGGAAAAAGUUACAAUGGGACACGUGCAUAUGCUCAAUCAAAAUUAGCCAUGAUUCUUCAUGUGAAGGAAAUGGCUAGACAACUCAAGGCAAGGAAUGCAAGAGUAACUAUCAAUGCAGUGCAUCCAGGCAUUGUGAGGACAGGAAUUAUUAAAGCACACAAGGGAUUAAUAACGGAUUCCUUGUAUUUCAUUGCAUCAAAGCUGCUUAAAUCCAUAUCACAGGGUGCAUCAACAACUUGUUAUGUAGCUCUAAGCCGAAAAACAGAAGAGGUGAGUGGAAAAUACUUUGCUGAUUGUAACGAAAGUUACUGUUCAAGUCUUGCAAACGACGAAUCCGAAGCUAAAAAGCUAUGGAACAAUACAAAUACAUUGCUUCACAAACGACUAAGACAAGCAGCAAUUGGAAGUUCUUCUUCCCUCUUUUCUAGACCCUGUAUCUAAACACCACGUGCAUGUGUGUGUAUAAUUAAUUAUCUGUAUAUGCUAAGUAGAAGCCAAUACUAGAGAGUUUUAAGAAGCAAAUUAAAACUAUACCAUAAUCAAGAGGAAGAGGCUUUAGAGUAAUAAUUCCUUAAUUCUCUCAUAGCUUGAUAGGUGCUGGAUGAUGUAUACUUGAUACAUCCAUUUCAUUUUUCAUUUUAUUGUACAAAUAAAAGUAUAUAAAGCAUAAAUCCAUUUAUCCGUGUUAUUAUGUA
Cicer arietinum (chickpea) is the source of this 1381-nucleotide messenger RNA. RefSeq names its product short-chain dehydrogenase TIC 32 A, chloroplastic-like. Lineage: Eukaryota; Viridiplantae; Streptophyta; Magnoliopsida; Fabales; Fabaceae. The record is from RefSeq and is a predicted model, not a curated record.